GGACAGAUGGCGCGGUAGUGCUACUCCAUGUAAACAAGUUGAGGGUGGCGGAUGCCUCACCCAGCUGCUGCUGCUGCUGCUGCCUCUGACACUGACGGCUGCCUCAUAUCUCAUACUGGCCUUCCUCACACACCAGGUCGUUCAGCGAUGCAACGGUAGCGUGGGUGUGGUGCCUGGCGCCCCUACUGGAGGUCAGUACUGCUGCCGAUGACAGGUGAAGCCUCUGCUCUCAAACAUUAACUACUUAACGUUCACAGAUGGUUAACAUUUGACUAAGACACAUGCUGCAAUGGGAGAUGAACCACCACCUUUGCCACCGAAGCUGCGAUCUGCAGCGGGAGGCCGAUACACAGAACAAGAUAUUGCUAAGGCUUUGGAGGAAGAAAAUAAAGAGUAUGAACGCAUAAGAAGGGAGAAACUGGGACGGUCACAAUCCCAAAAAUCUACUUCCUUAAAUGAAAAUGGCCCACCAGAUUUGUCGAGGUCUCAAACUCCCACUGAGAAGAGAAGUUCAAGGACAGGUGAAACAGUGCCUCGGCCUCGUCCGAGUGCAGUCUCAACCCAGCCCACACCUAAACCUCGUACAGUUAGUCUUUUACAGACUCAGCCAGUAACCCACCACAAUCAUCCACAAAACAUUUCCAAGCCCAGAUCUGUUUCAUGCUGUGUUACAAAUAUUUCCAUUGAGUCUGAUUUAGGCUGUACCAGUCAGUCUGUGUUAAGUGCAUCAAGUCAGGGCUGUAAAGAUGCAAGUAGUCAGCAAGAUCUUAUGUCAUUUCAUAGCCCAGAGAAACCAAAGAAUGAUAUACUAGAGCUUCUCCAUAACAUAAAUGCAAAUCAGAGUGCUGUAGUUCCUGUGUCAACCUCUCAGGGAUCCUACAGAAUGUCGAAUACUUUUGCACAAUCAUUUAAUUCUCAACAAUUACCACUAAGACCAACAUCAAAUUUGCCUGCAUAUCAAGGGACCAUUGCCCCAGUGUUCACAGGAUCUCAGUGGCCGACAGUCACCCCAAAUGGGGCAUCAUAUUCAUGUUUUAGUUCAGCACCCUCUUCAGUUCCAUAUAGACCAGCAUUGCCUCCAUCACACACUUUAUCUAGUAGUCUAAAUUUUACAAAUUUCUCUAAUAUUGGACAAUUAGUCAAAUCAUCACCAGCACUACCAAGCUCUCAUAUUGCUCCUCCAUUACCCCAGAGAUGUCCAGUAUUGGAGAUAAGCCGAAUGAGUGCACUGGUCAAUCAGUUGUCUGUGACUCAGAGUGCAUCAGGUGGUACAGCAUUUUCUCCUUCAACUUCAGGAACACCCACAUUUGAAGCUCCCAUCAGUUCUGGUAUUGUUGGAACUAAAGUCAGCACUCCCAAAGGUGAUGACCUCAUUGAUUUGGGGAUAGGCUCAAUUUUAAAAGAAUCUGCAGAUGAUAUAGAAGCAAGGACUAAUGUUUUAGAUGUGUUUGAUCCAAUUUUGUUAAAAGCUAAAGAGGAGGAAUUGAAGAAAAAUAUUAGUACUUCCUCUAGUGUAGGAGUUGCAAGUGUGGAUACUGACAAUGUAUCAAUUAGUAAAGAAGCUCAUGAAUUACUUCAGUACAAGAUGCCCAAGUCUCUUUGUGAUGAUGAAAUGAGUUACUAUGAACAAGUUGAUCCUUUUGAAUAUAUGCAUCCUGGUGCUAGCAGCACAAGAUCAGAUCCUGUGUAUGAUGCAUAUGAUGGUUUGGUUAGCCCUGGAGCAGUUGGAGGAGAGACCUUUGACAUACCACCACCUCUACCUCCACGAAUAAAUACUAAAGAUGCAGAAGUCAAAUUACGCAAAACACUGACAAGCCCCAGAAUGCAAAAAAAAUACAUGGCAAAGAAACGAUCUGGGGUGUCGUUUGAUGGAAAGUCCAGUACAAGUCAAGUUCAUUUACGCAAGAUCCCUGCACUUAAUGCAGAUGAUGAGGCAAGAGCUUUUUGGAAUAGCAUUAAGAAACGCAGAGGAGAGUAUGCUUGGAAUGAUCAUAUUGGAAAUCCAGGCUUGCUGCAUAGUGCUUGUUUGGAGGGAACUAUUGACCCAUCUCUGAGUGUAAAGCUUUCAGUGCAUUACAAAGAUCGAGAACCUGUAUCAUUCACCUGCAACUUGGACUCAAGUGUGGAGCAUGUUGUAAUGCACACUGUUUGCACCUUAGAACUUCCUGGUGAAUCUGCAGACUACAUUCUUAAGGUUAGGGGAGUGGAUGACUAUUUAUCUGGAGAAACGAUCCUUGGGGAAUAUGAAUAUGUACACAGCUGUAUGAAAUAUGAUGAAGAUGUUGUCUUUACUCUUAUGCAUGCAGAUUCUGUCAGGCAGUCAUAUUUGCGCACGGAAGAGGAUGAUCUUGCUGUGAUGAAUGUUCGUGUCGAGGAUUUAAUGUCUGCUGGCUCAGGAGAAGUAGUACAUCAUGAAACACUAAUUAUUGUGGUUGAAACAUUUGAGACUGAAUUGACACGCCUUCAGAAUUCUGGUUUUUUGUUGGUGGAUGGAACCCCUGUUCAAGACUUGCCAUCACCUAUGAGAUCAAGAAGGCUUCGGCAGGUGGUGAAGCAAAUGUGUGCUCUGCUUGGAAAUUUGGAAACAACUGAAGUGUCUGAUGCAGUAAAUACUCUUGUAUCUACAUGUAGAAUAAUUCAGCAGAGUCAAGGCAUUCUUGAUGGUGAAGAGGACAGUCAUGGACUGCGCGUGCUCUCCACGGGCUCCCAUGAUACCUCUAACCCAGAGAACUUAAAGCAGCUGUUACUUGACUCUCUCAGUCGCCUUGCUGGUGCAGUAAACAAUUUCUUGGCAAUGUAUGCUAAAGCAUUCAGGGUAGACUUCACAGUUGACAUGACUGUAGAUCCUACACAUGAGCAACGAGACAUUCAAGAUGUCAGAGAAAAGGUUUCAGUUAAGGUUCUAGGUCUUCAUCGCCUUCAAUUAGAAUGGAAGUAUGAUGAAUAUUUUGUAGAGGCACAAUUGUUUCAUGGAUCCAGAUGUAUUGGCCAGCCUGUUUAUACACAUACAAAAAAGGUUAUCGAAGAUUCAAAAUUUUAUCCAAAAGUUGUUUUCAGUCGUUGGUUGGAUUUUGGAGCACGGGUUAACACCUUGCCAAGAGAAAGUCGUCUAGUCCUAACAGUGUUUGGCUUAAAAGUUGUUGAAGAAGAAAAUAAAGCUGAACAACCUCAAUAUAUCCGGGAAGAGCUUGGCUGGGCUGCCAUACAAUGUUUCUCAUUUGAAGGGCAUCUCUCCCAGGGGUUCCAUCUUCUUACACUUUGGCCAAUGGCAAGUGAUCGAAGACUUGGCCCUGCACCCUAUUCCUCAGACCAUCCUCAAGUUCAUGGUUGUGCUGUUCUUUCUGUGGAAUUGAUGGAUUUUGGUGGUGAAGUUACCUUCCCAGAAAUAAUUCCAUUAGAACCUACAAAGCUGGAGUUCUCAUCCUUGGACAUUAAUACCCAGCAGCAGCUCUCCGAUAUCAUAGAGAGAGAUAUCUUCACCUUCAACAAGGGUUCAGUGGAAGAGAGAGAGAUAUUAUGGGAAAAACGACAUUACUUGCACGAAGAACCCUUUGCUUUAGCCAAAGUUCUUCUAGCAGCUCACUCUUGGGACGUGUCAUGCUUGCCAGACCUUCAUUCUCUAAUAAAGAACUGGGCCUCACCAGUGCCUUCAGAUGCCUUACACCUUCUUUUACCAUGUUUUGCAGACAGUGUGGUGCGUGCACGUGCAGUGGAAUGGAUUAGAGGUCUUGGGUCAGAUGAACUGAUAACAUUUUUGCCCCAGCUAGUGCAAGCAGUAAAACAUGAAGCUUGGGAUAUAUCACCCACAGCAGAGUUGCUAUUGGAGCGUGCAUUGACCUCACCCAGGCUCGCACAUCACUUGUAUUGGCUACUUAAUCAGUGCCUUCCUCUACAGACCAACAUGGGUGGUGAACGUGAAGUAGUCAGUGAUGCUCGAUACCGUCGGCGUCUCAACCUGGUAACUCGAGCCCUAAUGGCUAUAUGUGGCAAAAAUAUGGAAAAUAGACUUCUUACUCAGGAAGCUGUACUUAGGAGCUUAUAUGGCACAGCGAUGAACAUUAAAGAUAUGAAGGAUAGUCAGCGGAUGCAUUUGCUUAGCCGAGACUUGGAAAAUAUUCAUUUCAGCCUUGAGGCUAGCCCUACAUCUCUACCACUUUCACCAUCUCUGGAAGUUGCUGGGGUUGAUGUGAAAAACUGUUCCUACUUUAACUCAUUCACUGUUCCCCUGAAGUUGGCCUUCCUGUCUUCUGAGAAAAAUACUGAUCCAAUUCAUGCCAUCUUUAAGGUAGGAGAUGACCUUCGCCAGGACAUGUUAGUGAUCCAGAUGAUUCGUCUGAUGGACAAGCUGUGGUUGAAAGAGGGAAUUGACCUUAAAGUUGUCACAUUUAGUGUUGUUCCCACAGGAGAUAAAAUUGGUAUUAUUGAACUAGUUAAAGAUGCUGAAACUCUUCGAAAGAUCCAGACAGAAUAUGGAGUAACAGGGUCUUUUCAGGACCGUCCGAUUGCAGAGUGGUUAGCUAAACAAAAUCCUUCCCAGUUAGAAUAUCAGAGAGCUGUUGAUAACUUUACUGCCUCAUGUGCCGGAUAUUGUGUGGCUACGUACAUCCUGGGAAUUUGUGACCGCCAUAAUGAUAACAUCAUGCUGAAGACGUCAGGCCAUCUGUUUCAUAUUGACUUUGGCAAGUUUCUUGGUGAUGCCCAAAAGUUCGGGAGCUUCAAAAGAGAUCGUACACCAUUUGUGCUGACCUCUGAUAUGGCCUAUGUUAUUAAUGGAGGAGAGAAGCCUUCAGACAAGUUUCAGAGUUUUGUCGACCUUUGUUGUAGAGCUUUCAAUAUCAUCAGGCAUAAUGGCCAACUCUUGCUGUAUUUGUUUGCUCUGAUGGCAUCUUCUGGAAUACCUGGAGUUACCUGGGAUGCUGUGACCUAUGUUGAGCGAUCAUUAUUACAGGACAAAACUAAUGCUGAAGCUGGUGCCAUGUUUUCUCGCAUGAUUCAGGAGUCUCUCAAAUCAUGGUUCACACAGGUUAACUUCUUCAUUCACAAUCUAGCACAGCUGAGGUUUUCAGGGGAUCAUUCAGAUGACCUCUUGUCAUUCAUCCCACGUACUUACACGUUAUCACAAGAUGGAAAAAUUCAUAUGGUAAGGCUUUAUAGCUAUCAAAAGCGAUACAACCCAAACAAGUACUAUGUUUAUAUUUUGGAAGUAGAGCGAGAAGGACAGCGAGAACCAUCAUACCUAUUUCGAUCUUAUCGUGAAUUCUCAGAGUUUCAUCAGAAAUUGUGUCUGAUUUUUCCACUAGCCAGAAUACAUGGCCUUCCGAAGGGUGUCCAGAUUGGACGCUCGGAGGUGAAAGCUGUCGCAGAGAAGCGAAAACUCGAGAUCGAACUCUUCCUGGCCACGCUGUUUGACCUGGCCCCAGAGAUCUCUCACUCAGACCUGGUUUACACCUUCUUCCAUCCAUUGCUGAGGGACCAAGAAGAUACAGACAUCCAUAUUAAGAAGCUAAAGAAUAAGGAUACUCGCACAUCGCUGCCUCCAGCCAUACCGAGUGUACCAGGGCAAGUGCAGGGUCAAGUUAAAGUCAGUGUCCAAUAUCUUAGAGGCCAGUUGCAGAUCAUGGUUCAUCAUGCCCGUAAUUUGUCAGUUAUCAGUACUGGUCAAGAACCUUCACCCUAUGUUAAGCUGUAUCUGCUUCCAGACCCACACAAGAAGACAAAAAGGAAAACUAAAGUUGUUAAGAAAACCUGUCACCCAAUUUUCAUGGAACCAAUAACAUAUCGCAUGUCACAAGACAUUGUCAAGCAACGUGUACUUGAAAUAAGUGUUUGGAGUGAGGACAAGUUUAGUGAAAAUAUGUACCUUGGAAGCUCAUACCUUCGAUUAUCUGCUUUAGAGCUUAAAGAAGAGCAGUGUGAAUGGCUAAGUUUAGAGCAUCAGCGUAACACAGCUCUUGGACACACCAUUCAACACAAGGCAUAAAAGAGUUCAAAAUCAUUCCACAAUAUAAAAGGGGUUGAAAAUUCCUCUAGAAUUGUUUUAAUUAAUUUUUUACAGAGAUGUAAUAAAGUAUUUAUCUAUUAGCUUCUUAGAUGUAAGUCUACAAAAUGUAAUUUUGAAAUCUGUUGAGUAAAGUGCAAAAGAUAUUCUGUACACUAUACUGUAUGUGCAAAAGCAAAUAUAUGAACUUUCCAAUACAUGGAAUUUCAUGACAUGACAUAAGAUAGUUCUGGUAAGGCUUGUUGAUACUAUAGCAGGUCUAUAUUGACAUUGUAAGAAGUGAACAGUGCCAUGCAUUUCCUAAAUGCUUUUUAAGCAUUACAAAUUUUUUUGACACGUGA
Procambarus clarkii (red swamp crayfish) is the source of this 6339-nucleotide messenger RNA. RefSeq names its product phosphatidylinositol 4-phosphate 3-kinase C2 domain-containing subunit alpha. Gene Ontology annotation, biological process: phosphatidylinositol-mediated signaling; phosphatidylinositol 3-kinase/protein kinase B signal transduction; phosphatidylinositol-3-phosphate biosynthetic process. Lineage: Eukaryota; Metazoa; Arthropoda; Malacostraca; Decapoda; Cambaridae. Gene Ontology annotation, molecular function: phosphatidylinositol binding; 1-phosphatidylinositol-4-phosphate 3-kinase activity; 1-phosphatidylinositol-3-kinase activity. The record is from RefSeq and is a predicted model, not a curated record. Gene Ontology annotation, cellular component: cytoplasm; phosphatidylinositol 3-kinase complex; plasma membrane.